This is a messenger RNA of Branchiostoma floridae (Florida lancelet), 3886 nucleotides long. RefSeq lists its product as uncharacterized. Gene Ontology annotation, molecular function: calcium ion binding. Gene Ontology annotation, cellular component: cell surface. The transcript is spliced from 14 exons. Lineage: Eukaryota; Metazoa; Chordata; Leptocardii; Amphioxiformes; Branchiostomatidae. The record is from RefSeq and is a predicted model, not a curated record. Bases 13 to 2472 code for a protein of 819 amino acids.
CCAGAUGCUACAAUGCUGACCAGGACCAUCCUAGUUGUGCUGUUGCUGGCGCUGAUUCUGUGGCCUGACGGGUCGCAGUCAUGGCGCCGCCGGCGCCGCAGACGAUGUCCCUACCGCAACUGCCAGUGGAGCGGCUGGUCAGCAUGGUCCAGCUGUUCUAGAUCCUGCGGGCCGCACGGGACCCAGUCCAGAACAAGAUACGUUGCUGCCAGUGCUCAGUGCGGUGGACAUGGCUGUAGUGGCUCCAGCAGGGACACCCGGGCCUGUAACAGGCGGUGCUACAAUAGCGGCUAUGUAUCCGGCAGUCGCUGUGUGUGUAGAGGGGGAUACACCGGGUCCUGCUGCCAGACUGACAUCAACGAGUGCAGCAGUGGUAACGGCGGCUGUAGUCACACUUGUUACAACACACAUGGCAGCUUCUACUGCAGAUGUAGGACCGGAUAUCAACUCUCAGGCUCAAGGGCAUGCUUGGACAUCAACGAGUGCAGCAGCAGCAACGGCGGCUGUAACCAAAUCUGCACCAACACUGCAGGGAGUUUCAGCUGUUCCUGUAGGCCUGGUUACCGUCUUUCAGGCUCCAGGACUUGCGUGGACAUCAACGAGUGCAGUACCAAUAACGGCGGUUGUAGCGAGACCUGCACUAAUAUCGUGGGCGGUCACUACUGCUCCUGUCAACCGGGGUAUCGCCUAACGGGGUCUGGUGCGUGCGUGGAGUUUACAACUCAAGCGGUGGACCUCGUCUUCCUGAUCGCCCGUCCUCGCUCCUCCGUCAGCAACGCCGACGUCAAGACGUUCCUGAAAAGCGUCGUGGCCGCGCUCAACGUCAGCCAGACGGCCGCCCGGGUAGCCGUCAUCGAGUACACGUCAGUCAUGCACAGCCACUUUGAUCUGCCGACGCACCUGACCAAUGCACAGGUGACCUCGGCUAUCAACAGCAUCCCGGCCUGGGGAACCACCAGCUACAGGAAGACGGGUAGCGCCAUUAAGUACCUCACCGACUACCUGUCCUGGAGGGACGGCAUUCCCAAGGUCCUCGUGGUCAUCACGGACGCAACAUCGAACGACUACGUAUCCGGUCCUGCUCAAAGCGCCAAGAACGCGGGUCUCAUCCUGGCCUCGGUGGGCGUGGGCACCAGCAUCAGCAGUACCGAACUGAACACCAUCGCCACCAACAGUUCCUACCGCUACGCCGUCAGCUCCUACACCGACAUCGUGGGGCUCAUGGGCGUACGGGACCAGCUACACAGCAGGAUGGACGCUUUUGGAACCACGGUCGCCCUUGAAGUGACCUGCAACUCGGGUUCGAUUUCCGUGAAGAUGGAGAAGAGCUCGCUGACGUCAUUCCAGAUCCGGUCUGCGGCGGAUCUACAUCUCCGGCAGCCCACCUGUGUCGCAAGGAACGACGGGAACUACUUCACCUUCAACAUCGCGAGUCUGUCGGCUUGUGGUACGGAGAAAGAACAAGACGGAGACCACUUCGUCUUUUCCAACACCAUCAACAGCAAGAUCCCUUCCGGUGUGGACGUCUGGCGAGGCAAGCUGCUGACCGUGAACGUCACGUGUCGCUACCCGGUGGAUCUCAGCGUCAGCCUGACGGGCGGCAUCAACCCGGUCGUGACCACAGAGACGUUCACGGUGGAGGGUAGCGGGGAGUUCCGAGUGACCAUGGGGCUGUUCCAGGGUCCCACCUUCGGCACUGCGUACUCCACAACCCCGUCCAUCACGCUGGAGGAUAACCUGUACGUGGGGCUGAACCUGCAGGGCGUGAGUCACUCCGAGCUGGUCCUCAGGCUCAGGAACUGUUGGGCUACCCCGACCAACAACGCGGAGGACCCGACACAGUACCCCAUAACUACAGACGGGUGUCCGAACACUGAGGACGGAACCAUCUACAUCAUAGAGAACGCCCAGUCGAAACAGGCCCGAUUCCGUGUGCAGAUGUUCCGGUUCGCCAGCCACCCCCGCGUGUACCUGCACUGCACCAUCAGCGUGUGUGACCAGGUCAACCCUGGAGCCUGCGCGCCGACCUGUGCGACCCACAGCGGCCGGCGCUGGCUUCCGUCCGUCCAGCCCGAGCAGGCGGCGGGGAGAGAGCGGAGGGCGGCCGAGGACACGACAGUCACCAUUUCGUCGGGACCUAUUCUACAGGAAGGCGAGGACGAUGACGAUGAACCGUCUCCAGUUGUCCUUGCCCUUGGCGGCAUCUUGGGCACCGUCUGUGUCGCCACCCUGGCCGUCAUCGGGGUCAAACUCGCGGGGAAGGUAGCUGCGAAGCCAGCCGUGACCCCAGCGGCAGUCAGCAGCCCGGGAGGAGGACAGCCGAGCAGCGGACCAUCCGGGGACGAGCCGCCGCCAUACUCCGCCUCUGCAGCUGACGGCUUCGCUUCGGCCAACUUGAAGUAUAAUGUCGUCACGUCCAAGUUGGGCGUUGGGGACAAUGGUUUCUCCAGCUUGCCGACUGUGAAAAUUUAACUCACAAAGCAUCUGUAAUAACAGUGUUUGUAAACCCACAAAUCAUCCGAAUGGAGGCCUGGAGAGCCCUCUUCUCGUAUCAGCAACAUGGUGAUUUCCAUCAUUCACCCGGAGACCUGUCUCGUCCUUGUCUUGUAUAAUCUGCAAGUAGAUCCUGCGGUAGCAUAAGAUAGUAUCAAAAGCUAGCAGAGGAGUGAAGCCGGCCUAGGAGUGUGUUUGGCUACCUACAUGGCAAAUGUAUACCUCUUGGCUGACUACACUCCUUGGCCAGUUUGGUGCUAUCCUAUGCCAUCGUAGGAUCUGCUUGGAGACUAGUCAUGUACUCAUCUAACGAAAGAGUAUGUCACCCGUAAGGGGCGGUAAAACCCCAUCGUGCGUAAGCACCUCGACUGAUGAUUAUGGCAGUGUUUGUUAUUAGUGGUAUUGUGAUGUGUGAUGACGUGCUGUGUAAAUUUACAACGAAAUAGUCGUCUUUGUCAAGAAGUCAUGACUUCACGGAUUUACUUUCUGUGAUUUAGUUUUAUUUAGUGUUUAUUCAUAUUGUAACCAGUCUUGAGACAUCUCAAAAGACGUUAGUGGAAACUUAAGAUACAAGAGCAAGGAUUUUACAAGACCUAAGUGACAAGAAGUUACUUGUCAAUGAAUGAGUCAUAGCAUUGAGUCGCUCUUUUUUUAUUUGAUUUAUUAGGUUAUAUAAAGACACACGGUCAUGGCUACCCAACUAGACUAUUAUAAAGGGCUAGCACUGGUUACUGCCCAAUACUAUAGCUUGGCAGCUUGACGUAGGUUGUACAAACAAUGCAAAGCGAGGAUUUUAGACACUGAGGCGGCCUGGGUUACCGACCUAACAAGUGUAGUAUUUGUUAUAAAAAGCAACGUAACAAACUUCGAUCUAAAAUCAGUGUCGCAUAGUUACUAAGCUAUGUACAUUAUCAAGGUUAUUUAGUACGUAGAAAGUAAUUGUCAUCACGUGUUUGUUGAGCGCUGUCCAGAGUAUUUGAAAGCUGUCCGGAGCACAGACAUUUUGUCAUCAAGCGUUUAUAAUUAGGUAACAUUACAAACCAGUUGGUAAGCAGAGAUUUCAUGUACUUGCCAAAGGGUAUUGUUCUCCUGUACAUAUUACAGAUAUUUUAUGUCCUUGUGUCUGCAAUGUCUUUGUUGUGUUGUUAAAUCUGUUUUCAUGCUUGUCAUAGUUUGAUCCUUACAGACAUUUAUUCUUAAGGUUGCAUAAAACAAAAUGAGGGCAAAUGCUUAAAAGUAGCUCCGCAACACAUCUCCUAGCUAUAUACCUCGACGUGGAGAUAAGUUUUACAGACAUAAAAACAUCACAUAUGAACAGUUAAUGUAAUAAGAAUUUACCUUACACGCGUCAUAUCAUACAACAAAUAUUGCAAAAUCAAGUUUGAAGCUAUCA